Messenger RNA from Suillus subalutaceus, 1499 nucleotides. Its product is annotated as phosphatase 2C-like domain-containing protein. NCBI's taxonomy places the organism in Eukaryota, Fungi, Basidiomycota, Agaricomycetes, Boletales, Suillaceae. The record is from RefSeq and is a predicted model, not a curated record. The coding region runs from base 72 to 1211 and encodes 379 amino acids. The transcript is spliced from 9 exons.
CAGUUGGAGGUCAUGUGUUUUCAAAAUCAAAGUCCAGACCACUCCCCACCAAUUUGUUGUUCCCUUUCACGAUGAACCUUGGCCUAUGGUCAUCGUCAGUGCCUCGCCUACUCGCGCAAAAGGGCACUUGUCAAUUAGCGUCUGUGUCGCAGCGUGCUAACAGACCAAUAACACGUACAUACUCCAGCACAAGACUCGCUAUCCCGCCAUCCCGACCCUACCAAUUUCAUUUUGGCGCCAGCUGGGCAGCGAAGCCCCCAGAAAAAUCGCGCAUUCAUGUACCUUUCUCACCAGACACCACGGUAGGACGUUGGCGAGAUGAGAUGCUCGGAAAAUGGAAAAAUGUGACGAGCAGGGAUGCAGGAGAGGACUUUUUCUUCGUGACGGAGAUGCAAAAUUGUUCGGGAGUGUCAUUUGGUGUUGCUGACGGCGUGGGCGGAUGGGUUGACUCGGGCGUUGACCCGUCACUUUUUGCGCAAACACUCAUGUAUCAUGCACAUCGUUACUCACAACAUGGAUGGGCUGGUGAACCAGAAAUUGAUCCAACUCAAGAGUACGAGGAGCGCGAAAGAGUUGAGGGAUGGGAGUUGACACCGUAUAAAUGUCUUGAGUGCGCCUACCAUGGUGUAUUGCGGGAGCGUCUUGUCAAUGCAGGAUCUAGUACGGCUUGUUUAAUCAGUCUUAACGCAUCGUCAGGUGUAUUGCGAGCUGCAAAUCUUGGUGACAGCGGAUUUCUAAUCAUCCGAUCGUCUUCGGUAAUAUACCGACAACCACCGCAAACCCAUUUCUUCAAUUGUCCAUACCAGCUUACAAAAUUUCCGCCAAACAUGGUACCGUCCACUCACUUUGCUGAUCAACCAAAUCGGGCUGCUCAGUACGAGACCAAACUUCGGGAUGGUGAUAUUAUCAUUGCAUUCACUGAUGGACUAUCUGACAAUGUCUUUACGCCUGACAUUGUCGCUAUCUGCUCCCUUGUAGCUCGUUCAGGUGGUUCUGAAGAUGUACAGGCGCAGAUGAUGGCUAACCGCAUUAUCGAGUACGCACAAGUGUGGAUGCGAGAACGGAAGAAGAUGACCCCAUUUUCACGUGAAGCCUUACGGGAGGGACUUUAUUACAGAGGAGGGCCAUUGCUUUUAAUCCGUGGUAUCUUUGCUGACGUCGACGACUAUAGCGUUACCGUUGUCACAGCUAUAGUGCGCGAGACCGUAUGAUGUCUGAGCGCGACCUUCAUUGAAGAGUACACAUGGACAAUCGAUGCAACAAUCCAUAUCAUCUAUUACUAAUUACUCAGCGCCAUUUUUCGACUUGCAAUAUUACGCACUUUUUGUUAUAGCCCGAGAUUGUCUGGCAUGAUAAGAGGUCACCGGUUAACUUGCUUGGUAGUAGGCUUCGCGUAACGAUAGAGUAACAUGCAAUCUAGAGCAUACACCACGCAGCUUCAAUACAAUCCGAUGUCAGCAAAGUAGUCGGUCCGUCACCGACUUGUGAUAUCGUGUCGC